Messenger RNA from Mytilus californianus (California mussel), 2280 nucleotides. Its product is annotated as serine palmitoyltransferase 2-like. Lineage: Eukaryota; Metazoa; Mollusca; Bivalvia; Mytilida; Mytilidae. Gene Ontology annotation, cellular component: serine palmitoyltransferase complex. Gene Ontology annotation, molecular function: serine C-palmitoyltransferase activity; pyridoxal phosphate binding. Gene Ontology annotation, biological process: sphingosine biosynthetic process; ceramide biosynthetic process. The coding region runs from base 385 to 1992 and encodes 535 amino acids. The record is from RefSeq and is a predicted model, not a curated record. The transcript is spliced from 13 exons.
UAACCUCUAAUAGGUAUUCGAACUUAAAAGAUUUUCAACGAAUUAAAAAUAAUACCUUUAUUUCUAACAUUAUAAAAUUAUCAUUAUAGUUUACGACACGUAACAACCAUGAUUUUGUGAUCGUAAUAUCACAAAAUUUAAUAGUGCGUAUAAUUUGAUAACUAUUCAGUACGUGUAAGAUUAGUUUACGGAAAAAAGAUAUCUAAGUCAAAUGAUACUAGAAAUUGUUAUGUUUGAGUGAACGCCCAGAUGGAAGACAAAACAACUUAUCUAAAAGGUAUUUUUGAAAUUCUUUAUGCCUAAGUUCACUUUAUAUGAAGUGCUUUACGUGUGCAUAUAUAGGACGGUUAUACAGAAGUUUACAUAACACGCUAACAACGAGAAAUGAAACAGGAAAAUGAAAGCGGAUCUUUGUUUAAACGUUGUGUUCACCAUGAAGAAGGAGAAACAAUCUCUAGAUAUAAUGGAAAGUACCCACAGGAAAAUGGACAUACCUGUGAUGGAAGCAUCAAGGUAUCGUCACAUCAUGAGAUAGCCUUUGAUGAAACGUUUGAAGAGACACCAAUCGUGGCAGCGAUUUUGACUUAUCUGUCUUAUGGAAUAAUGGUAGUUAUUGGACACAUAAGAGACUUUUUACGAAGUAUUGGAUUAGAAAAAGAAAAGACUUGUACAGAACCCAAACUUCCAGGAUUUGUACCCUUAUUUCAAAGCUGGGAAAGUUUCUACACACGAAAUUUAUACCGGCGGGUGCGUGACUGCUGGAACAGACCAAUAUGUAGUGUACCAGGGGCUACAAUGGACGUCCUAGAAAGGACAUCAAAAGAUCAUUGGUGGGGCUGCGAAUUAACAGGUAAAAAGCACACCGUGAUAAAUUUAGGAUCUUACAACUACUUGGGAUUCUCUGAUUGUAAAGGACCGUGUGCUGAAGCUGCUGCAAAAACAACACACGCGUAUGGUAUUGCUUCCUGUGGAAGCCGACAGGAACUAGGAUACCUGGAUAUUCAUAAGAAGUUAGAUACAUUAGUAGCGGAGUUCUUAGGUGUGGAGGCAGCCAUAACCAUACCAAUGGGGUUUGCUACCAAUUCAAUGAACAUUCCGUGUUUAGUAGGAAAAGGUUGUCUUAUUUUAAGUGACGAACUAAAUCACAGCUCGUUAAUUUUAGGAGCAAGGUUAUCAGGGGCUUCAAUUAGAACUUUUAAGCAUAAUAAUAUGUUAGACUUGGAGAAUAAGUUAAAAUCAGCUGUUAUUGAAGGACGACCGAAGAUUAGUCGACCCUGGAAAAAAAUUAUCAUCCUCAUUGAAGGUGUUUACAGUAUGGAAGGCUCAGUCAUACGUCUACCAGAAGUCCUCCAAUUAAAGAAGAAAUACAAAGCCUAUGUAUACUUAGAUGAAGCUCAUAGUAUUGGUGCUAUAGGUAACACUGGUAGAGGUGUUGUAGAUUAUUUUGGACUCGAUCCAAAGGACGUAGAUGUGAUGAUGGGAACAUUUACCAAAAGUUUUGGUGCUGCUGGGGGAUAUAUAGCAGGCAAUAAGAAAUUAAUACAUCACUUAAGACUUAAUUCGCAUGCAGCAGUGUAUUCCAGUUCUAUGCCACCUGCAGUAACACAACAAAUAAUCUCAUCAAUGUUAAUAAUAAUGGGGAAAGACGGAACCACAGAAGGACAAAAAAGAAUAAACCAGUUAAAAUGGAAUACACAGUAUUUUCGGAGGAAAUUAAAAGAAAGCGGUUUUAUUAUUUAUGGUAAUGAUGAUUCACCAGUAGUUCCUUUACUGAUAUUUUUACCAUCUAAAGUGGCAGCUAUGAACAGAACGUGUCUAGAGAAAGGGCUAGGUAUUGUAGUUGUUGGUUUUCCCGCCACACCAAUCAUAGAAUCACGUGCUAGACUUUGUUUAUCGGCAGCCCAUUCUAAAGAAAUGCUAGACAAGGCGUUGAAUAUAAUAAAUGAAUGUGGUGACAUGUUCCGUAUAAAGUACUCAAAAAAGAAAUGCUGAAAAGACCGCCAAUUCCUAAGGUUCAUGACGAGGCGUCACAAUAAACAAAAGAUGUGAUAAACAUAUAGGACCAAAUAACUGAGACCCUUUUGGUCUAAAGGCUUUACAGUUUCUGGUUUAUGGAACCAAAUAUGCUGCUUCAAAAACUUUUUUAAGGAGGAAGGAAAAAUAGCUUAUUGUUUAUGACAUAUACAUUUCGUUUUUGUUAAUUGUUGAAAAUGAUAUGUAACAUUUGAGUUUCCUUUUUUUCCAAUGGUUGCAAAGAAAUAUAAUCUUCAUGGACUUUUA